Molecule: messenger RNA, 1850 nt
Organism: Linum trigynum
Lineage: Eukaryota; Viridiplantae; Streptophyta; Magnoliopsida; Malpighiales; Linaceae
Source: the annotation of a GenBank genome assembly
GUUAACUUAUUAUAAUGGAGGUGGCUUGUAUAUGUUUAAUAAUUUAUGGAUUUAGGGUUUAUAGCUACUUAGCUUGAAGGAAAAAAAUCGACGAUUUAUUUGAAGAAAUUAGAUUAUUUUUUUGUAUAUUUUCACUUGUAAAUUAUUUUCUUGUGAUUAUCAAAAUAUUUUCUUGGAAGAACCUUUCCAAAAUUAAAAUCUAAUUAUCAAUUAAAAUUUAAUCGUCCUUGCAAUAUAAUGAUCUGAUUUAGAAUUACCAUUACUUCAUCCAUUUCUACUCUUUAAUUUAUCCUUAUAAUCGUCAUCAUUUAUUUUCAAAAAUACUAAACAUACAAACAAACCAUAUAACCUUUUAAGUUUCUAUACAUGUGAUACACUAAAAAAACAAGGAUGGGCUCUCCAAAACACACCCCAUAUCAUACUAUCUUUUCAAAUUACGAGAAACGCAUUAUUAAUCUGGCCAGAGAAAGUAAAAAAGUGUCCCUAGCUAUAUUUUCCCCCAAUGUUAUUUAGUUUUUUUUACAUCGUAUUAAUUAUUUGUUAAUGUGAAAGAUCCCUUAUAGUCGUCAUCUUGAGAAUGUAUUUUUCCUUAUAGUCCGUCCGCUUCGCCUGCCACAUUCCGUAUCACUAAAUCCCAGACCGCAAGCAAACAGUUCACUGGAGUUGUAUUCAUUGGCUCUUGCUGGCCUAGGUUAAACGGCGGGCAUUGCAAAAUGGCCGAUUCCACCGAUGACAGCAUUCUUCUACUUCUACCGGCCGCAAAAUGGACCAUCAUGCGACCUUACAGGUAGUCCAAAGGUCUAAUGAAACGAAACCCUCCUCUCUAGCUAUCUAUAAAUUCUGCUGCUGUUUCCCACAGGACGUCGAUCCAAACAUAUAUAGAGAUACAGAUAGUACAACGCGAGAUUCAAAACACAUAUAUAGAGAGAGAGAGACUAGUUGUGAUGGAUCGACGGGCAGCAUCGCCGGCGUUAGUACUACUAGUGACCGCCGUCAUCUUCAUUUUCCUGACGAGGGACGUCGUCGUCGGCGGCGGCGGCCACGACGGUUCAUGCACAGGUGGCCAAAUCAGCGACGAUGGGACUCACGCGGCGUACGUGGCACACGUGCUGUCGGAGCUGGCGACGGUUACGCCGACCACACCUAAGCUUUCGGACAUCACAGUUUUCCCCGGAAACGGCGUCAGUGGUUCCGUCCUGGGCGCGGCGGCGUGUUUCGCUCCCAGUGACGCUGGCGUUUGCGCAAGCUGCCUCUCGGAGCUUCAACCGCUGCUUUUCGGCUCCUGCGGUACUUGGUCCGUCGGCUACAUUGAAAAAGUGUCCGUUUGCGCCAUGGGUUUCAGAUCGGGUUAACAGUACGCAUGCAGCUAUACGAGUUACUGAAAACAUAUUUGGAGCGUAAGAAUAAGAUUUGUACCGGACUAUUUCAGUAUUUUGGGUGAUCUGUGUGUGUCCAUUUUAUGAAGGUGAAAUGGUACUUAUACUGUCCACUUUUGUAAUCGGUUGGGGUAUAACCUUGUGUUUUUUUCUUCUUCUUUUUUUACAGUCUGGGAACAACCUUGUUGAUAGCGGUUUCGAUCCGUUUUAUCGGGUGGAUGAAUAAUACAAUCAAUACCUAUUGCAGUGGUAGAGGGCAUUUAAAAUUAUCACCGUCGAAGCGUCGACCCAAAAUUUCUCUCAUUUGACAGGUGGUGUCGCGUUAAGAGAUAGUUUAAUGAUUAUGCUGCGAGCAGCUCGGCUCAUUUGCGGCUCUAAUUGUAAGUUGUAACAGGUUGUUUCUUGUUAUUACAAAAAUUAAUAAUUUCUAUAAGAAUCCAAGAAAUCACGCGGAAAUGAAAUUGAGCAUCUCCA